Molecule: messenger RNA, 1803 nt
Organism: Cotesia congregata
Lineage: Eukaryota; Metazoa; Arthropoda; Insecta; Hymenoptera; Braconidae
Source: the annotation of a GenBank genome assembly
AUGGAAGUUACGUAUUCUAGUGAGAAUGAUCCGGGAGUUGCGGAACACGUGGAUGCGGUAAUUAAUCCUGAAACCUGUCCAUCAACAACAACCGGUCAUAAAAAAACUCAGGCAAUUCGACAACAAGAAUACAGACUUCGGAUGAAAGAAAAGUCUGGGCCUAAAAAACAGAAAGAGGACAGACCAGCCAAAAAGUCCGCAGCGGAGCGUCAACGGGAAUGCAGGUUGAGAAAAAAACUCCGAGCGAAUCAAAACAUCAACGCAGAGUCAAACUCAGACGUUACUGAAAUUUUACCGAGGCAAGAUGCAGGACCUUCCAACUACUUGACAUCGGUAACUACAGCACAGGUGGUACCUUCAAGUCCUGACGAUGGACCUGUCAUUACACACCACGAAGUAGUUAUUGAGACUGCACCGGUAUCAACAAUAAAACGUCAAAACGUACAACAGCACGAAAGUGUUAGUGAUGUGUACAAAAAAAGGAAACCAAAUCAAACCAGAAACCUUAAUUUUGAUGAGAUUUGUCAGCUUCCCAGCCAACCUAUACUGACUCCCCGUUUGCUAACUAAUGAAAUGGAAAUUUUACAACCAGCCGAGAAUGAAUUCAUUGAAAAUGAAGACAAUAUCAACAUGUCUGAAGAGUCAACAUCGGAGCCAAAUUCUAGCCUGCCAUACCGUAGCUAUCAAACUCAUAAAUCAGCACAUAAGCUAUUUAAAAAAAAGAUCCUAGAGAAUUCCUUUGGUCACGCCUGUAAUGUUUGUGAUCGUUUAUGGUUUUUAGAAGAUCUUAAAUGUGGAUCAGCAGAUGAAGAAAUCUUACUUAAACGAAUUACGAAUUUUACGGAUGUCACUCAAGUCAUGAUGUGCAAAACUUGCAGAGCCAGUAUCUUAAAAGGCAAUAUUCCCUUUUUAGCUACGUAUAAUGGUUUUAAAUAUCCACAAAGACCAGUGGAUUUGCCGGAAUUGGAUAUUAUUGCUGAGAGAUUUAUUUCACCAAGGCUUCCGUUUAUGCAAAUACGUAGAUUACGCCAUUUCAAUGGUCAAUUUGCUAUAACUGGCCAAAUAAUUAAUGUGCCUGUCUCGGUUGAUAAUAUGAUAAAACUUUUACCAAGGCCGCUUGAUGGAAAUGAAGAAGACUAUUGUAUUAAUGUUCAUAUUAAGAAGAAACUUAUUCAUAAAACAAGUUACCUUCACGGAUUGGUUAAAGGUAUUGUCAUUAAAAAAUGGUUGACGUAUUUAAUUGAAACACCUCUGUAUAAGCACUUCCAAAUUAAAGUGGAUGAUGCUUGGUUUACAUCCAAUGAACGAAAAGUCCCAAAAGUUAUAAGAUUCCGAAAUUAUGAUAUGGGGAAAGAGUUAACAGAAUACAAGAGGGAAAUGGUUACGCUACAUAUGCCUUUCAGAAUUGAAGAAACUGAUGUUUUGAGUGAUAUGAAGUUUUUGCGCAUCUAUGAUGAAAAUGAAGAUCUCAUAAUGGAGAGACGAAAAGAAUUUGAAUCUAAUUUAGAUAUCGCAAAAACAAUGGAAAUUUGUGCACAAUUAUGUCGGGAAGAGACGGAGCUCAACGAUGUGCAGGCAAAUAACGAUGACCAGAACAGGGCUAAUGUCCAAGAAAUUCUAGAUCCAUACCAACAGUUUCUUCAAGAUCCAAACUCGGCUAUUAACGAUGAUUUAGUAUCAGCUUCAAUGAAUAAACUCGGAGCGAUAUGGAAAAAAAAAGACAACCUCAUGGAGACUCCAGAGUUUCUUGAGCUCAUGAGAAGAACUAACGAGAAGCAAUUCGAGCUGGCUCAACACAUAAUA